This is a messenger RNA of Anopheles nili, 1047 nucleotides long. Its product is annotated as activating signal cointegrator 1 complex subunit 1. Gene Ontology annotation, molecular function: RNA binding. Gene Ontology annotation, cellular component: nucleus. Gene Ontology annotation, biological process: regulation of DNA-templated transcription; DNA alkylation repair. Lineage: Eukaryota; Metazoa; Arthropoda; Insecta; Diptera; Culicidae. The transcript has 3 exons. Bases 1 to 1047 code for a protein of 348 amino acids. The record is from RefSeq and is a predicted model, not a curated record.
AUGGACGUUAUGUCGCCUCAGUUAAUGUGGAUCGGCACGCGGUGCUAUCGAGUUAACCAGAGCAAUGCAGCAUCCAAGGAGCAAACUUCCGACCGGCCGGAAGCUUACGUAGAAGAGGACACCUACGGCGAGGAUGAUCGCGAAGACGAGUACAACAUCGAGCUCACGGAUGCCGGCAAAUUCCAAACAGCCUUCCAUGUACCCUCCGCAUUCUACGCAAUGAUCAUAGGCGCGAAGGGACAAACCCGCCAGCGUUUGGAGGCCGAAACGAAGGCACAAAUUCGCGUCCCGAAGCAGGGUACAACUGGAGACAUCGUGGUCGUGGGCACAUCACGGAAGUCAGUGGCCACCGCACGAUCCCGCAUCGAGCUUAUCGUGAUGGGGGCACGCAAUAAGCAACAGUUCACCCACUUUCUGUCGGUGCCGCUAAACACGCCAGCGAUCGUGAAGCGUUUCUUGGAUUUUCGCGAAAAAGUCCUCACAAAGCUGCCAGUUGCGUUUACCGUGGACGAGUCUCUAUUUCAGCAACCGGAAAAAUUGCACCUCACCUUGUGCACGGUGAGCCUGAUGGACAACGAGGACCGAGCAAACGCGGCCCAGCUGCUGCUGGAUUGUCAGGACUCGAUCAUAGGACCAACACUUAAAGAAUACGGUCCACUGGAGCUACGGGUACGCGGCUUGGAGUACAUGAACGAUGAUCCCCACGCGGUGGACGUGCUGUACGCGAAGAUCGAGUCACCGGCGUUGCAGCGGAUCGCGGAUCAAAUCUACGAGUGCUUCAUAUCGAAGGGGUUGAUGCAGCGCAAGUACGACCACGUAAAGCUACACGCGACUCUCAUCAACUCGCUGUUUCGGGGUACGCGUGCGGAUGCCAUCGAUGAGCAGGAAGCGGAAAAGAAACGCAUCACCUUUGACGCGAGCGAGAUACUUCGGAAGUACGGCGAGUUUGACUUUGGCAGUACCGUGGUGGACGCCAUUCACCUCUCCCAGCGGUUUUCCACAUCCUGCACCGGGUACUACGAAGCGACUGCCUUUAUUAAGCUGUGA